Epinephelus moara (kelp grouper) is the source of this 2138-nucleotide messenger RNA. RefSeq names its product D(1)-like dopamine receptor. Gene Ontology annotation, cellular component: membrane. The record is from RefSeq and is a predicted model, not a curated record. Lineage: Eukaryota; Metazoa; Chordata; Actinopteri; Perciformes; Serranidae. The coding region runs from base 361 to 1857 and encodes 498 amino acids. The transcript has a single exon. Gene Ontology annotation, biological process: adenylate cyclase-activating adrenergic receptor signaling pathway. Gene Ontology annotation, molecular function: G protein-coupled receptor activity.
ACACUCAGCUUCGACAGGACUCAUCAGCAUCACUGAUAUUAAGUUAUGAUUUGAAUUAUUUUAAAAAAUCUUUAUUAUUGUUUCAGUUUCUGAGGAUAAAUUCUGGCGGAGCGCUUUUCCAGUUAUUGAUUUGCCCUUCAGUGUCCGGAGUGAGGAUCUCAUUUGAAGAAGACGCCUGCAUAUGAAGAUUAAACUGGAUUUUUAUUGAAGAUCUUUUCCUCUCACUGUUUUUAUCCAUCACUGAGAGAUCAGAUGAUGGUUUGUGCGUCAGGAGCUGCUGGAAUUAAGAGAAGCGGUUGUUUUACAUGCGGGUGUUAAUGACCUGUAAACACCUCUAAUCACUGUCUCUGUGGAGGAAAAAUGGAGAACUACACGAUGUGGAGUAAUUUCACCCAAGUUCUGUCGGAGCUGGACGGGACAGGCGGCGAGGAAGAGGAGGACGACGACGAGGACGGCGGGAGCGGUGCAGGCAGCGGAGGACUGCGCGUCCUCGUCGGCUGCGUCCUCUUCCUGCUCAUCGUGUCCACGCUGCUCGGGAACACGCUGGUGUGCGCCGCCGUGGUCAGGUUCCGCCACCUGCGCUCCAAAGUCACCAACUUCUUCGUCAUCUCUCUGGCCGUGUCUGACCUCUUCGUGGCCGUGCUGGUGAUGCCAUGGGAGGCCAUCACUGAGGUGACCGGCACGUGGCUGUUCGGACGCUUUUGUGGGGUCUGGAUCGCCUUUGACAUCAUGUGCUCCACAGCCUCCAUCUUGAACCUGUGCAUAAUCAGUGUGGACCGCUACUGGGCCAUCGCCAGCCCCUUCAAGUAUGAGCGGAAGAUGACUCACCGGGUGGCGUUUGUCAUGAUCGGGGUGGCGUGGUCGCUGUCCAUCCUGAUUUCCUUCAUCCCAGUGCAGCUCAACUGGCACCAGGUUGGGGAGGAGGAGGAAGAGGUGAUGGAGGAGGUGAUGGACAUGAUGGCCGCCAGUGGCAGGAACUUCACAAACAGCAGCAACCUCAACCUCAACACCAGCGCCGUCGCUAAAAGCUGUGUCGCCAACUUGAACAAAACCUACGCCAUCUCCUCCUCCCUCAUCAGCUUCUACAUCCCGGUGGUGAUCAUGAUCGCCACCUACACCCGGAUCUACAGGAUUGCUCAGACCCAAAUCCGUCGGAUCACAUCUCUGGAGCGGGCGGCGGAGCAGGCGCAGAACCAAGGUCACGGCAUGAACCGAAACCAGCAGCAGCAGCAUCGACCCAACGAUGAAGCCUCACUGAAGUCGUCGUUCAAGAAGGAAACCAAAGUCUUGAAGACGCUCUCCAUCAUCAUGGGGGUGUUUGUCUUCUGCUGGCUGCCGUUCUUCGUCCUCAACUGCACGGUCCCGUUCUGUGACCCGCCCUGUGUCAGCGACACCACCUUCACCGUCUUCGUCUGGUUCGGCUGGGCCAACUCCUCCCUCAACCCGGUCAUUUACGCAUUCAACGCAGACUUCCGCCGGGCCUUCGCCACCAUCCUGGGCUGCAACCAAAUGUGCUCCAACAACACGGUGGAGGCUGUGAACUUCAGCGACGAGCUUGUGUCUUACCACCAUGACACCACGCUCCACAAGGAGGCGCUGGUCCCUGCGCAGCCACAGCAGCAUCCUUGCACCAUUAACGUCGGGUCCGACCACCUGGAGGACAUGAGCGCACAGUUUGAUGAGGAGUCGAUCAUCUCCAAUGGUUCCCAGAGCAACAACAGGCUGCUGCUGCUUCCUGCCACUGUCCAGUUUGAGGAUGACCCUGAGAUCUCCUUGGAAACAAUCACGCCGUUCACCUCAGCGGCGGGACUUGAGAGUGAUGCUCUAAUACCAGGUCAAGUCCACCGGGAUGGAUAAGACAGAAACUGCAUUGAGCUAACUGACGGCCAUAACUAAACAGGAAGUUAGGCUGUGUUGCCUUAAAAAUAAAAGCAUAAACUUCGAUCAAACUAUGAUCAAACUUAUCCUCCAAAACGCCUGCUGUUGAUUAAUUCCAAAUAACGUAGGACUCUGAGGAAUUUAUAACCCAACUACACAACACCAGAGAGACUUGACUGUACAGGCUAAGCUUCAGAUAAAAUGCCAAUAUCAGAGUGUGUUGAUUGUUUGUGUUUUCACUUGUUUAACCUGGAGCAGAU